AUGAAUACCCAGCAAAAGCCCUGGAAUCUCCAUCAAGAACAACCGGACUGGAACGGUUUUGAUGGAACAGUUCAAUCUCCAAACAACGCCUCAAUUGCCGAGUCGGACGGAUCAAUCGAUAGCGACAGUGAUCUCCUAAGCCUGUUCGAACAACCAGUAUCCCCUUACUACUCGCGGAAAGAGCACUUCGACAGAGGAGGGCGUCCGUUCCCGUAUACCCGAUCCAAGACGCGGUGGCGCAAGCGUCCUAGUGACGAGAUCAAAUACCUACGAGGUCAGCUUGUUGAGCUGCAGAAACUGAAAGCCGCAUUGACCAAUCCUGACACGAAGCCGUUCCACCUGAAUGAUCCUCUCGACAACCACACCGAUAAAAAACUUAGCGCUGCACAGGCAGAGAAUCGAAACCUGCGCUCGAUGGUGGCUGCUCGUUUCCAAGUGGUGAAGGCACUCCAAGAUGCGAUCGAUGAGCACGUACGCCUCAAAGCACAAAAAGUUGACGGCACGGUGGUUCCAGCCGAGUUACUCUUCGUGUAA
Messenger RNA from Phytophthora nicotianae INRA-310, 534 nucleotides. RefSeq lists its product as hypothetical. The record is from RefSeq and is a predicted model, not a curated record. Lineage: Eukaryota; Oomycota; Peronosporomycetes; Peronosporales; Peronosporaceae. The transcript has a single exon. Bases 1 to 534 code for a protein of 177 amino acids.